AGCUAUCAUUCAUGUAAAACGCGUCGCUAUUAAAUAACAAUAAUAAUUCGUUAUCCACUAUCAACAACAACAUUAUGGCAUAAGUAGAUAUGGGAAAUGAGACUCCAACUGAUAUAAAAAGGAGCGUCAGUCAAGAAACUGAGGAAACGUAACUAACAUUCACCGAGUCCAAACAUCUCAGUAAUCAGAAAAAUGGCAACAACCAAGUUGUUCGUAGUCGCACUCCUGGUGGUGGUAGUUGCAAUACAAAUUAUGGAGUCCGAAGCAGUAGAAUGUCCGUCCCUCCGCCACCCUUAUGGAAGCAGCAGACUAUGUGGUCAGCAGUGUGGCAGGUUCUGCAGUCUGCAGAAUUGUGCAAAGAAAGCUUGUAAUGGAGGAGAUUGCUCUUGUAAAAGAAAAUAGGCUAACUUAAACUGUUCCACGAUGUUUUUAUGACCAAUACACUCUUUUUCACAAAA
Messenger RNA from Acanthoscelides obtectus, 458 nucleotides. Lineage: Eukaryota; Metazoa; Arthropoda; Insecta; Coleoptera; Chrysomelidae. The record is from the annotation of a GenBank genome assembly.